AUGAAGCAGGACGGCUAUAAGUUCGAGUACUGCUCCAAGCCCCAGACCUCUGGCACCUACAACUGGCCCCCCGGCGACUACUGUAUAGCGAUGAGGGGGAAGAGAUGUCCCAACAAACAAUUCAAGUCUGGGAACAUCACGUGGGAUGACGAAGACAGCAACAACGCCAACAGGAAAUCGGGACAUCUUCCUUUUGGCGUCUACAAUGAGGAUACGGCAGUCAACUACUGUUGUCGAAAUGACUCACCAUCCGAAAGCCCAAUCCUCCUCCCAGCAGCAUCACCGUUCUACCUCUACCGCUACAAGGGAAAUUGUCAAAGGGUUGGCCACAUGAAGGUGACGGAGGAGGUGGUCGUGUUCGAUGACGAGGACAGAAGUAACGCCAACUCUGCGUUUGGGGAGCACCCGAUGGACAGUGGGAGCUCCGGUGACCACACUCUCCACCUCUGUCUUUACGAGCCGCUCUAAACCUCUGUGCUGCUGCCGCUUGUCCGACGCACUCUCCCUGCUGGGGAAAAGUCAUUCUGACCAGUUCUGACACAAAGACUUGUUUUUCUUUUCUUUUUUUUCUUUUUUUUUUUCCCUCCCCUGUAUUUGUUUAUCUUGCUACAAGACACAUUUUUGUUGUAGGAAUUUUUGAAGGAAGGAAAAUAACAUGGUGGUUUUAUUACGUAAAAUGCAGCGGCUAGCUCUGUGAAGGUCUCGUAUAUACCAUCUUACAUGUUAGGCGCUCCUAGGGUAACCAAACGAAUCAUUUAUUUUAGAAAUAGACAGUACCGAUUAAAACUAUCAAAUAAAUCGAAAUAUGUUAUCGGGUAGUAAAAAAAUGUUUGGUUCCUUCACUCGUGAGUCCAUUUCUGAGACUGAGUUGGGUCAGUGUGUAGCAUAGCAAUACUAAGAGUUGUCGGUUGUGACCGGUCUUUCGUUUAUUAUGUUGUCUAGUGGCCGGUACGAUUUUCUCUCGUGCACAGAAGAAGAGAAAUCACGGACACAUCUACUGUAAAUAAACAAUUGAGAAUGGCUGUGUUUUGUACAUACA
This is a messenger RNA of Aplysia californica (California sea hare), 1039 nucleotides long. RefSeq lists its product as uncharacterized. The record is from RefSeq and is a predicted model, not a curated record. Gene Ontology annotation, molecular function: wide pore channel activity. NCBI's taxonomy places the organism in Eukaryota, Metazoa, Mollusca, Gastropoda, Aplysiida, Aplysiidae. The transcript is spliced from 4 exons. Bases 1 to 468 code for a protein of 155 amino acids. Gene Ontology annotation, cellular component: membrane.